AACUAUCGAUGUCCCAAGCACCAUUUCGCCAUUAGCCGAGCCCGGAAACAUCCCACAUCUUCCAUCUCCCGGAAAAAGAGAGAAGAGGAGCCCUCGCCUCUCGCCAAUCGCCAUGGCCGCCACCGCCGCCAUCCACCUGCGCCCGCUCCGCUCCUUAGCCCUCUCCUCCGCCAGGUCCCGCUCCCUCCUCCACCUCCUCGCCCGCCCACUGUCCUCUUCCCAGGCAUCCUACGCCUACCACCCUUCCCCCGCCGCCGCCGCCGCCGCUCCCAACCAUGUCCACCAGCCCCAGCAGCAGCAGUGGGCCCCGACGCGGAACCCCCCUCCCCCCGGACCCCCUCCACAGUGGACCCCGCAGGGACAUCCCUCUCCGCCCCGUCCGGGGAACUACCAGCAGCAAGCUCCGCCACCGCCUCCGCCGCCCCGCGGUUACGGGCCUCCACCGCCGCAGCAGCAUGUGCCGCCUCCACCGCCCGGAAUCCACGGGCCUCCGCCGCCCCGCGGCUACGGGCCUCCACCGCCGCAGCAGCAUGUGCCGCCGCCACCGCCCGGUGGCCACGGGCCUCCGCCGCCCCGCGGCUACGGGCCUCCACCCCCUCACCAGCAUGUGCCGCCUCCGCCACCACGCGGCUACGGGCCUCCACCACCACACCAUCAGGGGCCUCCUCCGCCUCCGCCACCCCGCGGAUACGGACCUCCACCACCGCAGAAGCAGGCGCCGCCUCCGCCGUCACGCGACUACGGGCCUCCACCACCGCAGGAUCAGGCGCCGCCCCCGCCCCCGCCCCACGGCUACGGCUCUCCUCCCCCGCAGCAACACUCUACUCCGCCGCCUCCUCCUCCUGAACCUGUGGCGGGGCCGGGGGAGCUGAUGGGACUGUGCCGGGAGGGACGGGUGAAGGAUGCCGUCGAGCUUCUCGCCAAGGGGGCGCGCGCCGACCCGCCCGCCUUCUUCGAGCUCGCAGCCGCCUGCUCCAACCCCAAGCUGCUCGAGGAGCUCAGGAAGGUGCACGACUUCUUCCUCCGCUCGCCCUUCCGCGGCGACCUCUUUGUCAACAACAAGCUGCUUGAGAUGUACGCCAAGUGCGCAGCGAUGCCUCAUGCCCGCAGGACAUUCGACAAUAUGCCUGACCGCGACAUGGACUCGUGGCACAUCAUGAUUGAUGGCUACUCAGUGAACGGGCUUGGGGAUGAGGCGCUGCGGCUGUUCGAGCUGAUGAAGGAAUGCAUGGCACCGACCAGCCACACCUACGUGCUUGUGCUCAAUGCUUGUGCCAACUCGGAGGCCAUCGAGGAGGCAUUCCUUUACUUUGAUGCCAUGUCCAGGGACCAUGGCAUUGAGCCUGGUGUGGAACACUAUGUUGGGAUCAUUGAGGUCCUGGGGAAGUCAGGGCAUCUCAACGAGGCUAUGGAGUACAUCGAGAAGCUGCCGUUUGAGCCCAACGCUAUGGUGUGGGAGUCAGUCUUGAACCUGGCACGUAUGAAUGGAGACAUUGAUCUUGAGGACAGAGCAGAGGAGUUGUUGGUGUCGCUUGAUCCAACCAAGGAAAAUCCUAAGAAGCUACCAACCCCACCUCCGAAGAGGCGUCUGGGGAUUAAUAUGCUUGAUGGGAGGAACAAGCUGGCAGAGUACCGGCUGCCACCCAAGAUUGAAAAGAAGGUGGUCAAUGAGCAGAGAUAUGUCCCUGAUACAAGGUAUGUGCUCCAUGACAUUGAUCAGGAGGCCAAGGAGCAGGCAUUGCUGUACCAUAGUGAGAGGCUGGCGAUUGCUUAUGGUCUGAUUAGCACCCCAGCAAGGACUCCGCUUCGCAUCAUUAAGAACCUAAGGAUCUGCGGGGACUGCCACAAUGCCAUCAAAAUCAUGUCAAGGAUUGUUGGGAGAGAGCUUAUUGUUAGGGACAAUAAGAGGUUCCACCAUUUCAAGGAUGGAAAGUGCUCUUGUGGAGAUUAUUGGUGAAGAUGGAUGGCCAUCCGCAUUUUAAGGAUUGAAGUCUUCUUGUCAGGAUUGCUGCUAUCCUAUAUGAAUAUAUGCUGAUAGCCAUGGUUUCAAUUCAUAAUAAGCAAUAUAAAGUAUAUGUGUUAGUAUCGUGUCAUCCUUAAAUAGAUAGACUUAGCAUAUGCUUAAGGUCCUUAGCUCCUAGCACUUGUAUCUGUGCAGGAUUGUCGGGUCUUGAUGCAGUUGCAAUCCUUCUCUGUAUCAAUAUUAUUGUUUAUGUGGGAAACAUUUGCUAGUUUGGAAACAUGUGCAGGAUUAUAUGGAACGAUCAAUUUCUAGUUAGGGUUUGUUUUUCCAGGAUUUUA
Messenger RNA from Panicum virgatum (switchgrass), 2301 nucleotides. RefSeq names its product pentatricopeptide repeat-containing protein At2g15690, mitochondrial-like. Gene Ontology annotation, molecular function: RNA binding; protein binding; zinc ion binding. The coding region runs from base 113 to 1957 and encodes 614 amino acids. Gene Ontology annotation, biological process: RNA modification. The record is from RefSeq and is a predicted model, not a curated record. NCBI's taxonomy places the organism in Eukaryota, Viridiplantae, Streptophyta, Magnoliopsida, Poales, Poaceae. The transcript has a single exon.